AUGACUAAGUAUAUACAACUGGGUGGAAACUUACAUGAGCCAAUUGAGCCAUGGAUGCAACAGAAUAAUUACACUAAAGCAACUCUAAAGUUGUAUAUACAAAAAAAGCUGAAUAAAAGAUAUGAUCAAAGAUAUGGAUAUAAAGAUUAUGAAAAUAAUUGA
Messenger RNA from Rhizophagus irregularis DAOM 181602=DAOM 197198, 162 nucleotides. The record is from RefSeq and is a predicted model, not a curated record. Lineage: Eukaryota; Fungi; Glomeromycota; Glomeromycetes; Glomerales; Glomeraceae.